Molecule: messenger RNA, 16495 nt
Organism: Phalacrocorax carbo (great cormorant)
Lineage: Eukaryota; Metazoa; Chordata; Aves; Suliformes; Phalacrocoracidae
Source: RefSeq, a predicted model, not a curated record
CGGCGGGGCCGCGCCGGGAGCCGUCGGGAUGGGCGUCGCGCCGAGCUGCCGGCCCUGGCAGCUGCUGGCCCUGGCCCUGGCCCUGGGGCUGCCGCCGGCCCUGGGGCUGCCGCCGGCCGAGCGGCUGCUGCUGCCGCACGGCGAGGGGCGCGGCGACGCGGCGCUGGAGCCCGGGGACGAUGCGCGCUCGGCGGCGCUGGAGCUGAGCACGGCGCUGCGCUUCUACGGCGCCGCCGUCCGAUCCCUCUACGUUGCCACUAAUGGGAUUAUUGCAGUGAAUGAACCUUCAAGUGAAGAAAAGUAUCUUGGUCAAUUCCCAGUCAGUUUUGGAGCUAUUGCUCCUUUUAUGGCAGACCUGGACACAACAGGUGGACGUGGAAAUGUGUAUUAUAGAGAAGAUUCAUCCUCAGAUGUCUUGCAACUUGCAUCAGACUAUAUCAAAAGAGGUUUUCCUGAGACUACUUUUGAUCCCAGCAGUGUUGUCAUUGUUACCUGGAAGCUCGUGGCUCCUUACCAGACACCGGGAGAAGAUCAUGCUUUGGAAGAAAAGAGAAACACAUUCCAGGCUGUUUUAGCCUCUUCUGACUCCAGUUCCUAUGCUAUUUUCCUUUAUCCAGAAGAUAGUUUGCAGUUCUAUAGUACAUACUCCAAGAAUAAUGAUGGAAAGAUUCCUGCUAUGGUUGGCUUUAGUCAAGCCUCUACAAACUACUACUUUUGGGAGAAGCCAGGAUCCUACAAUGUCAUUGCUAAUGAUGAAGACAGCAUUAGAAACCUGCACAAAAGCAGCAAUGCUGGGAAACAAGGUGUCUGGGUGUUCGAGAUUGGUAGCUCAUCUGACAGUAUUGUGCCUGCCAAGAUCAGCAACGUUUUGAAGAUCCUGGAGUCCAAUGAACAAGACCAGGAGAUUACUUCAAAACCAUUCAUGUCAGACUAUGGCUCCACUGAAAUAAGACAGCAGUAUGUCACCAGUAGUACAGACAGCACAGAAGAGGAUCAGCACCACGUUACAUAUAGUGUUCCUCAGCUAGCUGCAGAAGACUUUCUGACUUCAUACCAAGACGUAACAGAAACACCUUCAACUGAGUCUUUUUACAGUCAUCAAGAUUUCCCAACAGCAAAAGCUCCACCCCGCCAGUUCCAGGUCCAGCAGUUCCCCCCACAGCAACCCCAAGUCAUAGAUGUGGAAGAAUUUGAUGAAGCUGGUGUAGUGUUUCGCUACCACACAGAUGUCCAACAGACCUGUGCUAACAACCGCCACCAGUGCUCUGUUCAUGCUAUUUGCAAAGAUUAUCCCAAUGGAUUUUGUUGCAGUUGUAUUGCUGGUUACAAAGGAAAUGGCAGACAAUGUGUAGCAGAAGGUUCUCCUCAGAGAGUCAACGGGAAGGUCAAAGGAAGAAUCUUUGUAGGCAAUAACCCUGUUCCAGUUAUAUUUGAGAACACUGAUCUCCACUCCUAUGUUGUGAUGAACCAAGGGCGUGCCUACACUGCUAUCAGCACAAUCCCAGAGACUUUGGGGUAUUCAUUACUGCCUCUUGCCUCUAUUGGAGGUAUCAUAGGAUGGAUGUUUGCUGUGGAACAGCAAGGAUAUAAAAAUGGAUUCAGUGUUACUGGUGGAGAGUUUACACGGCAAACUGAAGUAACUUUCCUUGGCAACAAUGAGAAGCUGGUUAUAAAGCAGAAAUUCAGUGGAAUUGAUGAGCAUGGUCACCUUACCAUCAGCACAGAAAUGGAGGGCAGAAUACCUGAGAUCCCAUCUGGCUCAUCAGUCCAUAUAGAACCAUACACUGAACUGUAUCACACUUCUAGUUCUGUGAUCACUUCAUCGUCCACCAGGGAAUAUGCAGUGACAGAACCAGAAAGGGAUGGGGUUGCUUCCACAUACACAGGUGCCUAUCAGUGGCGACAGACCAUCUCGUUUGAUGAAUGCAUUCAUGAUGACUCUCACCAUGCUGCUUCUGCUACUCAGCAGCUCACAGUGGACAGUGUGUUUGUCCUGUAUAAUCGAGAUGAGCAGAUUCUGCGAUAUGCGAUGAGUAAUUCCAUCGGCCCAAUCAGUGAUGGUUCUGCUGAUAUUAAUCGGAAUCCUUGCUACACUGGUACCCAUAACUGUGACACCAAUGCGGUAUGUCGUCCAGGAACUGGAAACCGUUUCUUCUGCGAAUGUUCGAUUGGCUUCCGUGGAGAUGGAAAUGUUUGUUAUGAUGUUGAUGAAUGUUCAGAGCAACCAGCUCUCUGUGGCAGCAAUGCAGACUGCAAUAACCAGCCAGGAACCUACCGCUGUGAGUGUGUUGAAGGAUACCAAUUCGCAGCAGAUGGACAAACUUGUGUUGCUGUUGAAUACGUCGUAAACCAUUGCCAGACAGGCACACACAAUUGUGACAUUCCUCAGCGCGCUCAGUGUGUGUACACCGGAGGAUCUGCCUACAUCUGCACAUGCCUCCCUGGCUUCUCAGGAGAUGGGCGUGCCUGUGAGGAUGUGGAUGAAUGUCAACAGGGCCACUGUCAUCCAGAUGCUUUCUGCUACAACACUCCUGGGUCCUUCAGCUGCCAGUGUAAAGCAGGUUAUCGUGGGGAUGGUUUCCGGUGUGUGUUAGGAGAAGUUGAAAAGACCAAAUGCCAGCGUGAACGAGAAGUAGCUCUUGGAAGUGGAGGCACUUUCUUCCCAAGGGCCAUAAGAGUUGGUCACUUCAUUCCCCAGUGUGAUGAGCAUGGGAAUUACCUACCCACUCAGUGCCAUUCUAGCAGUGGAUAUUGUUGGUGUGUGGAUAGGGACGGAAACGAGAUUGAUGGCACUAGAAGCGGCCCAGGAGUUCGACCACCAUGUCUGAGCACAGCUGCUCCUCCUGUUGUUAUCGGGCCCUCUGUCCGACCAGACACAGUACCUCUGCCACCAGGAACACACUUGCUUUUUGCCCAAAGUGGUAAAAUUGAGCAUGUUCCACUAGAGGGAAACAAAAUGAAGAAAAAUGGUACAAAAGCACUCUUGCAUAUUCCAGACAAAGUCAUCAUUGGAGUUGCUUAUGAUUGCACGGACAAGAUGGUUUAUUGGACAGACAUCAGCGGUCCUUCAAUCAGCAGGGCUAGCCUGCAUGGUGGGGAGCCAACAACCAUCAUCAAAACAGACUUGGGAAGCCCUGAAGGGAUAGCUGUAGAUCAUCUAGGUCGCAACAUCUUCUGGACUGACUCUCAACUGGAUAGAAUAGAAGUGGCUAGGCUGGAUGGGCGCCAGCGUCGCAUCCUUUUUGACACUGGCCUGGUGAACCCCAGAGCAAUUGUUGCAGAUCCUGUGAGAGGAAACUUGUACUGGACUGACUGGAACAGAGAAGCCCCUAAAAUUGAAACUUCAUACAUGGAUGGGACAAACAGAAGAAUACUUGUUAAAGAUGAUCUUGGGUUACCAAAUGGGCUGACAUUUGAUCCUUAUUCCUCAAUGCUGUGCUGGGUAGAUGCAGGUACGAAGAGGCUGGAAUGCAUGAACCCUAAUCAGCUCGGGCGACGAAAGAUUGUUGAAGGAAUUCAGUAUCCUUUUAGUGUUACAAGCUACGGGACGAAUUUAUACUACACAGACUGGAGAAGGGAUGCUGUUGUAGCAGUGGAUCGCACAAUUUCAAUAGAAAAGGAUAACUUCCAGCCUCAGAAGCGCUCUCGUCUCUAUGGAAUCACUACAGCCUUUGCUCAGUGCCCAGGAGGACAUAACUACUGUACAGUGAAUAAUGGUGGUUGUACUCACCUCUGCCUUGCCAUCCCAGGAGGCCGCUCUUGCCGCUGUCCUGACAACACAGUUGGAGUGGAUUGUAUAGAAAGAAACUGAGCAUUAAAAUAAGCUUUAGAGCAGCAUACACCUUUUGGAAAUGUGCUGUAAACAGUUCACUCCUAUCAACACAAUCAGGCCCUAAAGAUAAGUGCUCCAUGCUGCUGACAGCAAGUCACAACGCGCAUAUGCAGACACGCGCACACACACAGAGGCAAUGACUGCUUUGUAGCAGUUAGGCAAGACAGAGCUGCCCAGGUUGGAUCCAACUGCAUCUUGUUCCUUGUAAUAUCUCUUUGCUUUUAAGGUAAAUAUGGAGGCCUUAGUUGCACCUGUGCUGGGCUAGGAGGAAGUGUCUCUUGGCAAAAUUACAGUAACAAAUACUGAACAGAGUAAAGAGGAUGGUGUGACUCAAAUCCUGAGACUGGGUUGUACCUCAGAUCAUGCAGCAGUUAUCUGCACAGUGGCAUUCUUAGCCCAGAAUAUAUGUGCCUGGACCAUACCUCUAGCUGAGAAGCAACCAGGGGGGCCCAAGGAUUAAUAGAUGUGGGUGGGAACACCCAGUAAUAUCACAGAUUUAAUGCCUAACUGCAUUCCUUCUCACUACCAGUCUUUCCACUUCCAAAACUUGAAUCUCAACUUUUGACUCUUGUAUUAUGGAAAUACGUUGUCCAUGUGCUGUGAGGGUAGCUCUCACCCUGGCUUAUGUGAUCCUUUCCCACAGCAUGUGAUUCUUUAUAGAUAAUCAGCUCUGCUUAGUGGAUGUAUUUGAAGUUUCUGUUGGAUUUUAAGAGAUUCCUUUUUCUUCUGUCUGAGGUGGAUUCCUGAGUAGUUUCCUAAAAUCCACUAAACAAACUUUAGGUAUAGACAUCAAUUGCUGAUAGUUCAUUGAAGAAUGGAUAUUGAUUCAUUUGGAGGUGUCUGGUUUUAGAGAGACACACAGUCACAUUUGUUUCUUGAGAGCUUUUAAAAUACUACUUCUGGAUCUGAUUCUGUAAGCCUGAAACCGGUCUUUUGAAUUCUAUCCUAGUCAUCUUUCUUCUUUAGAAAACAAUGCCAUGCCUUUUCUUAGACCAUGAGAAACCGUGGCAGUCAAAAAUCUGAUUUCCAGGAAGGUCACCUAUGUCUUGGUGCUUAAAAGAAAAAAGAUGCUGAUGCCCCAUUUGUGUGUCAAUGUUCAGUAACAUCAAAAAGGUGUGCUGAAAAUCAAUACAGUAACAUUGGAGUGGGGAGGCAAAAUCAAAAUGCAUAUUCUUAUGUCAAAUUAGCAGUAUAAAUCUGGGAGUGAAGUUUGGCUUCCACACUGUGUAUUGAGAAGGAAGCUUACCCACAAGCCAACCUGCAGCAGCACUAAAAUCAGGGCUAGUGAGCCUUCUGCCAGAACACAUUUCACAAUGUCAUGAUCAGAGCAGUAAGCUAACAUCCCCAUUUCCUCCACUCCCUCUUCAGACACUACAGUAACAGUUUUAAACAGAGCCAAUUCUGAGUCUUAACUGUAACAUCUUCCUCCUUAACUGUAUAUUUAUCAUAAGAUAACAAACCAUAUAAACAUUUUAAAGAUUUUUUUAAAAAUAACUUUUUAUAACUUCCAAUUGAUUUUAUUCUUACACUUAAUCAGGUAUGUCUUACUGUAAAUAUCAAAAAAAUGUGUUGAAAUGAAGGUGCUUGAUAACUCUCCAGAAUUGUUCACAUAUCUGGUGAAAUAUUAAAGUUUACACUCUGUACAGGUAUCUACAGUACAGUCAAUAAAAUGUUUUGGUUUUUAUUUUCUCUAAAAAAAAAAAAGUCAUGCCUGCAGAAGGAAGUGAUAUGUGGUGUCUCAAAUCUCUUCCUGUUGCGUUCUGGGUUUUCACUAACUCUCAUAUCUAGUGAUGAUACUUCUCUUCUAAGAUGCAACACUACAGGGGAAAAAUCUGCUGUCGGGACUUUUGUAUUUUGGAACCAGUAAGAUACUUUUAAUCAAAACAAAUAUGGGAGAGCACUUAAAGAAUAUACAGCUUCCUCUAUUUGACACAGACUUUUUACUCGUUGUUAGCUCUUGUUUGACUUUGUCAGGUUAUAAUUCAGUUAUACCAUACUUCACACUUCUACAUUAGUGGAAAUAUAGGGCAAGGACUAGAUUACAUGGGGGACAGAACUUAUCCCUCUGUUUGAAGAUGCCCUGGUGCUGAGUUUCUAGGUGACAGGGUUUUUUGCUGCCUGGUGCCACAGCUCACAGGCUCUCUGUGUGGCUGCAGGGCAAGUUGCAAGCGAAGUGAAGUGUGGCCUGUUGAAGGUGGUGAUGCUAAGAUUUAAACUCACCUUUAACGGCUACGGUGCCUCAGGGGGGAUGGCAAAAGGCUCUGUAGUACUGUGUAGAUAGACAGCUGGAGAACAGUGUGUCUGCCAAGUGAGCAACUGGAAGGGUGGACAGUGAGGCAGCAAAGAGAGCUACUGGGAUCUAAAGGGUGGUGGGUGGAGUUACAGGAGAUUGAUGUUGAUCUAUGCUGGGGACUACACAUGGAAUUGGAAGGAAUUGGGCCUUUAGUUCGUUCUUUACUGUAUGCUUUGAUUUUUUUCUUUUUUUUAUUUUGAUCCUUUGAAGUUGAUCAUUGCCUGCUUUGUAUUUUGACCAACACAAUAUUCCUCUUUGUGCAUUAUGACAUUUACUAAUUUACUAGACCCCAGUCAGCUAAUUCUGUGCUAAGUAAUGAGCAAUGACAAAGAUGUCAAGGAAAAUACACCUCAGCAGAACUUCUAGUGUUAAUGUGUGAGCUCCUUCGUAGUCUGUAGGGCAAAGAGAGAAAUGAUAUUACUAUAGACUGAGUUUUUAGGCUGAGUAACUCUGGUAUCAUAUCUAACAGUAGCUAGCACUAGGUUAGGGGAAGCUUCAGCAGAUCUGGGCCAGCAGGGUAGAUGUGGGAGUCUGCACAACUUCGAAGCACAACUUCAGCAUUCCAGUCCCUAAAAAUGAGGACAAUGAGCUCAAACAUCAGGUUUUGUUUCUUGGCAAAUACUUGUUGCUAGCUUCAGCUGUUGUAUCUCUAUGUCAGAGCGCAGCAAGGACAAAGAUGUUCCCUCAGGGAAAAGCCAGCAGAAUCAGUGGCUUCACCAGCAAGGGACCAGUCCCACUGUACCCAAAGCGAGGCAGACAGUGCUGAUGAGGGUUGUUAGGUUCAGCCUAGAGGCCAGACCACCAAGCAAAUUUGUAGUGACAGGGUAGGUCUGAAGUCAAGUUGGGAGAUCAAGUCAGGAUCACGAUCAUGUCUGGACAUAGUGACCAGGAUCAAUGAUUGCCAGGCAAGUCCAUGGUAGUGAGGCAGGCCUGCAGUCAAUCUGGGAAGUUGGCCAGGACCUGGAUCAAUGGGGUGCACAGCUGUGGCACAGCUCAGCCAACAACCAGGGUGAGAGCCUCGGCUUUAAAGCAGCCUUGAAGGGAAAGAGGGUUGCCCUUGCUGAGGCCUCCCAACAGAGCUGUUUGGGGAUGAGCCUCUGCUGAAGUUCCUUCAAGUUCUCUUCAUAUCUUCUGUCAACUGGCUGGCCUUGAACAGGCAGCUAAGCUGCUAGUGGUUGGAGGGUGCUCUGGGUCCUCUAUUCCUGUACACGUUUGCUUUCUCAUUGAACCUUGCUAAAUCUUUGGCCUCUGAAAUCAUCUGUGGUGUUGAGUUCCUUAUUUUCAUCACAUUCUGGGCAGGAAUCUCAUCCUUUGAUGAGAUUUGCCAUUAGCCAGUCUAGCAUAUCUGCCCAGUGCCUAUCAUAUUUUUUCAGUUCAAUGUUCACAAGUAUUUUGAAUGAUAAAAAUGUGAAUUUUCUGUUUCGUUCUUCAAGGCCUAGAGUGCCAAUGGCAUCUUUUUUAAAUAACAGAGGGUUUUUCUUUUGCUGACCUGGGUCUAAUUCAUCUACCCUAUCCUUUUUCUGACUGUUGCUAGUAGCGUCUGACUGUUGUAGUCUUGCUCAGGAGCAAGUAAAUUUCAGAUAUAUUUUUACAUUGUGUUUUGGGUUAAAAAGGUAAAGGAAAACAAGGUAUGUUUUGUUUCAUUAUUAACAUUAAUUUUGUAUUAUUAUAAUAGGCUAGGACUGGUAAUCAUGUCAGUCUCUUGUUGAAGAAAAGAUUCAGUGUGUUGUGGCUUAGCCCCAGUCAGCAACCAAGCACCACGCAGCCACUCACUCGCUCCCCUCUGGCAGGUUGUGGGAGAGAACCAGAAGCGUAAAAGUGAGAAAACCCAUAGGUAGAGAUAAAGGCAGUUUAAUAGGUAAAGCAAAAGCCACGCACACAAGCAAAGCAAACCAGGGGAGUCAUUCACUCCUUCCCAUGGGCAGGCAGGUGCUCAGCCGUCUCCAGGAGAGCAGGGCUCCAUCACGUGUAAUGGUUACUUGGGAAGACAAACGCCAUCAUCACUCAGAACAUCCCCCUCUUCCUUCUUCUUCCCCCAGCUUUAUACGCUGAGCAUGACAUCAUAUGGUGUGGGAUAUCCCUUUGGCCAGUUUGGAUCAGCUGUCUUGGCUGUGCCCCCUCCCAGCUUCUUGUGCACCCGGCAGAGCAUGGGAGGAUGGAAAAGUCCUUGACUAGCGUAAGCAGUAAUUCCAACAACUAAAACAUCUCUGCAUUAUUAACACUGUUUCCAGCACAAAUCCAAAACAUUGCCCCAUACUGUCAAGCAAAUUAACUCUAUCCCAGCUGAAACCAGGACAACUAACUACAGUUCACCUUUUUUGCUAUUAAAAAUGGCAGAUUCUCAGGUUUUCCAGGAAAGGAGAACAAUUGCUUCAAUGGUUAAACAAAAGACAAAAUACUCCUUACUCCUUAGAUUUAUUCCAGAGGUAAGUUAAAUGUUUUUUUAAAUGCUUCCAUUCAGAUCUUCCAGCAGACAAAAAUAUUUAAUGGUAAGACCAUUAGUGAUGUUUAUCAACAAAGUAAUAAGUUGCAAAACAGUGAAUCUACUGAAAGUACUACUGGCUUCCUGAUGACUUAGUAGGGUGGUUCAGCCACCUUUCCAUUUGAACAGUGUUUGAAAACCCCAACUUUACUCACUUUUUAACCUGUAAAUUUUUCCCUUCUCAUAGUUAAAAUCCAGUGUGGCUUUCUGAAACCCAGCGUCCUGUCCAGUGUUGUUCCAAGCUGGCAAACUGCUUACUCUGCAGUUCUCCAAUUGCACAGUUGUGUCACAACAUAUUAGAUUUUUAACUUGCAGGCAUAUAAUUAAGGAUGACAGACGAUUACUAGAGGAUAAUGGCCCCUUAAUGGCAGUGUCGCAAUGCAUCAGUUUAACCUAUGGUUAAAUGCAAACUGGUUUUUGUGUAGUAUUUUAUAGCCUAUUGCUUGGAGAGCUCUCUUUAAAAAAAAAAAAAAACAAAACAAAAAACCAAAAAACACAGGAUGUGAAAAGUGUAUGGCUAUAGAGAAUACAGUUGUGAGAAGUGCCCUGCUUGGCCAGUCUGUAAGAACUAAAUAUUACCUCCAGAACCUGAGUCCCCAGCUGGGGAUCUGGCAGCAGUUUGUUCAUUGAUUGAAUCACCUCCUUUGUUUAAAUUCUAUUCCACUUGAAAUCUUUCCUUUAUCUUAUAAAUAACUUUAAGACAGCAUGUCAAUGGAAUAGGUGAAAGCUCAGUAUGUUGUAUCCUACUAAUGUACGUAUUGAUGACUCGAGCUUUGCUGGACUAACAAAAGGCUUAGCAGCCAGUGGAACACAGUGAGUGGGCUUCCCUGCUGCUUUAUGGCAAAGCAGAUGGGGCUGCAGGAUCUUAACGGUCUUCUGUUUAUUUUCCAGAAGGAUUCUGGAGUUGAUGAAUGGGGACUGACUGCCAUUCCCUCAAAUAGCCAGGGUGGUAUAUUUGACCCUUUGGCUUCUUUGUCUUAAGUAUUCACCAGAGCCCAUUCAGUUUGUGGUGGUGUUGCUCGCCCUGGGCAGGCAGUGUUUCCCAGCUGAUGGGGUGCCUAGAACACCCAGGAAGCACACAGAGGAGCUGCGUGGUGCGGUGCGUUCAACAUGAGGAAAAUGGCCUGCUGUACAGAUGUUGGUGGGGUCUGCCAAGUGGCAGCUGUGGAUCUGUCCCAGUAACUUGCACAGCAGCGUUGGGGAUGACGGUGGAAAUCUUUCCAGAAACUGAGUGUAGGGCUAUGGAGAAAGGGGAAAUGUGGUGGAAGGGGACUGAAGAGGAAGAUUCUAAGGGGGUGGACGCAAAUGUGUGUGAAGUUUGGGAGGUGGGGGGAGCAAUUAGCAUGACGGUGGUUGUACUGUGAUUUUGUGGUCUUCAAUUAGUUCAGCAGUAUGCUGCUGGGAAUAGGGCAAGGGAGACUAAGAUGCAGAGUUGCUGAGUUACAGUGGAUUUUGGAAACCCUUCCAGUCUCUUCCUUUCCCACUAGAACCAGAAUAUCCCACCGACUAAAGCACUCUUUUCAGGCACUAUGGGAUAAACUGGGAUCCCAGAUCCAAUUCUGUUUGAGGACAAAACCCAAGAGCAUGAGGUUUUGUUCUUCCCACCUCUCUUCUCUGCUUUAUGCAGAUAAGAAAGCUAAGCAGAUAAGCCAGAAGAGAGUAAUAGUGCCGGCCAUCCAGCUUCCUACCAGAGGGAGAGCAUGCUGCCGAGCACAACUUCCCUCAUUCCUGAGACAGCCCCAGAUACCCUGGUGAGCCACUGCUGGCAUUUCAUGGCACAGCUGCUCUCCCAAGUUAGUACUCCCAAAACGGUUUCUAAUCCCCACCUGUACCACCUCUUCCAGGACUAGAUUGUCUAGCUAUGACUUGCUGUGCACAUUAACUGUACACCAAGUGUGUCACAGGGGUCUCUUUAAUAAAGAACAACAACAAAGCACUAGUCUGCUAACAAGCUGCUAAACCUAUCCGGCAGCUUGAAUCCAAGUGUCCCUGUUGACAUCUGUAAGCAUGAGAUUUUAUUCCUUUGCAUUAUAUUACAGGCUGUCUUAUUGGUUAUUAACCUUUGAGCAGAUAUAUCUCAUGCAUUUUUAAGUGAUUGCACUGUAAUUAAUCAUUUAUCUUAGCGGCCUGUUGUCCUUUCAGGCAUACAUGUCUGGGGAAAUAGCAAACUACACAGCUAAUUUCUUUCUCUUUCAGUCAGAAUAUCCUUCUAGGCUCUUGGCUCCCAAGUGGCAGUGCAACCGUGACACUGAUUUCUUCAAAACAGUGAAAGACUGGUGCACCGCAAUCGGUUUCUGUGCUUGUAUGCCUUGUAACUCAGCCGUCAUGCUGACAGGCCACGCUGACGUUUUUAGCUGACCUUAACCUGCAGAACCAAUGGGUUUUGCUUUACAGUUGUUUCAGCCUGAAUCCUGGCAUGUCUGCUAAUCCUGCACUGUGUUACACCCAGUUAAUAAGGCAGAGUAUGAAGUCUGAUAUGGUCUCUGUAUCAAUUAAGUAAAAUGCAUUUCGUCCUGGGAAAAAAGAACUUGGCAUGAUGUACCUUCUCCAGAUAGACGUGUCUGUGCUCUGUCCUGGCAGGAGCAACCUUCAGCAAUGACAGAUGGCUGCGGUCUUCAUGUGCUUUACCCUUGUGGUUGGUGACUUACACACAGUCCUCUAUCUGGUAGACUUUCCUGAUUAAUUUUAUGAACUUGAGAGUCUGGACUUUGCCAGUAAAGAUGUUUUUAAUAUUAGCCAUUGAUUAAGACAGAGAGGAGGAAAUUGUUUCUCUCAGCGGAGGGGCUGCCACAGAUUUGUGUGCUCCCUGUGAAAGCUCAGUCCUCACUGGGUGUUCCCUGGAAUCCAAACUUUUCAAGUACAAGUUGGCAGUACUCCUAUUUGUCUGAUCGUUUCUUUGUCUGCUAGAUUGGCUUCCUGUGAGAAAUGACAUUAGGAUCUGAAAACCUGUAAAUUAUACAUUUGUUCUGAUACGGUAUUUUAUUACUAGUAGAGCAUAAAAAUUUAGCUUCAUUUUAGUUCUCCAGCGCUGGGACAAAUUUAUGUUCCUGCAAUUACGCAACUUCAAUUUUUCUCAUUUUCAGCUUGAUUUUCACUUGAAUGAAGAAUCACAAAGAGGGGAUGAGCAUGUUUUUAUAUAAAAACUCCUUAAGACGUUGUUUUAAUGAGCAACAAAUGUACAACAGUUAAGGGACACACAAUAAGAGUUUGUUCACAGAUUUUUAUCAAGAAUAAUGUUUUCUCCUAAAGGCUCAGCUCUUACACACAUGACCCCCAAUAACCUUGACUCCAAAAGGCAAAAAAAUAAAAUACCAACACACAUGAUACUAAUUUCUCCCAAAUUUAUGUUAACUAUUUGCCUCAUUAGAAAUUUCAUACAGAAAUUUAGAUUGGAAGGAACCUCUGGAGUCUGUCAAGUCCCAGGCCCUGCUCAAAGCUGGGACAACUUCCAUGUAAGAGCAGAUUGCUCAGGAACUUGUCCAGUCAACUCCUGAAAUCUCCGAAGAUGGAGAUGCUACAGCCUCCCUGGACAACAUAUAUCAGUAGCAAACCCCUUUGGUAUUGAAGUCCUCAAGCCCAAUGGGAAUGUCCUUUGAUGCAACUAGUGACCAUUGCUUCUUCUCCUUUUCCUGUGCAUCUGUGCAAAGGGUUUGGCUCAAGGUCCUUUCUCCAGGUAGCAGAAGACAACAGUUGCUUCACCCUUUCCUCAUGUGCUCUCUAACCAUCUUAGUGGUCUUCAGUGGACCUUCUCCAGUUUGUGAAUAUCUUUCUUGCCCUGAGGGCCCCAAAUGACCCAGAUGGACUCCAAAUGUGGUCUUAUGAGUCCGGAGUAGAUGAAUGUAAUUGUCUUGGUACCUGACCAGGGCUUUGACUUUAAUGCUUGGGGUUCUUAAGAAGAACUGUCUAUAGAGACUGUUUGGUUUCUUACACUAAGGUUACCUUUGGGGAGGGGAAUGGGGGAAGGUUGGUGUUGGUUUUUCUCCUGGUCAUUCUGAAAGCAUGUUUUUCUUCAUGGGUCUGCAUUUCUGUUUUAUAUGAGCCCUUAUUCCAGCACACAAAGUAGGUAUUUAUCCAUUUGUUGGUCCUGUUUUCAGUUCUUAGAGCUAACGUGGAGGGGCUGCACCACUACUCCUCUUCACUGAAAGCCCUGGGACUGAUGGAAGUCCUGGAAAAUCAGAGCUGUACUCAUUCUCCGUGUGUGAGGUAAAUUAAUCCACCAUACUGCAACUUUAGAAACACUGGCGUGAACACAGGAGGCUUCUUACUGUCAAAAUGCAGCUGAAAGGCUUUUAGAUAUGAAAGAGCACAGCGCUUGGAGGGACCUUCACUGGGAAGGGUGCUGUGAGACAGGCAAAGAAAUGUCUCAUCUAAAGUUCUGCUGGGGCCUAGGCAUUGGGCAGGGUCUGCUCCUCAUUCCUUUCACCUGAUUCACUGAGCAAUGACGGCUACUGGUACCGUUCAGUGUCAAGGGAUGUUCUGUGCCCAAUUACUAUCUGCUUAUAAAUAUUUGGUAUCAAGUGAUAUCAGCAGCUUCAAGCUCACUAGCAGGAUGUGAAAAUUUUGAAACUUUAGGUGGUUAAAAGGAAGAUUAUUAAUGUAGGAAUCAGGUCAGCAGCUCUGCUACCUGUCAGGUAGUCUUAAAGUGUGAAGUUCAGGAGCCCAGCCCUCAGGCUUUCCUGCAAAGGUAUACAUGCUGCAGAUGGCAGCGGGGUGGGCCAAGCGUUUUCUCAAAAGAUCAGUAGGGCAAGAGGACCUUCAUCUAACCAAUUUGUAUUACAUUAAAGUGAAGUCAGGAUUAGUGCUGUCACAGGAAAGGGAGCCUUGUGAAAUACAUUUAAAUUAAAGAUUCUGUCACUUCAGAUACUAACAAGGCAUAAUACAAACAAAAUAGUUAUUCUAAUAUAGCAAUCGGAAAUAUAAUAAUGGGUUUGGAGAACGUGGAAAUAGUCAUGUGUUGCAGAAGGCUAUGUCAGAAAUGAGAUUUCUUAUUUUCUGUAUCUGUCUGUAUUUCAGAUUCUGUAUUUGUUCCACUGAGUUGCCAUUGGUCUCAUCAGCUCAUGAGUUGUUUAAAACACAAUCAGUCCAGUCACAGGAUAUCAAAACAUUCAGCUGCAAAAUACAGCUGUGUGCAAUAUGCCUUCAGGCAAGUCACAGAAUUUAAUCCUUGCUGUCAAAGUUUAUCAUCAAGUUGCGUAACACAAGCAGUGUCUUAAACUACUGUAUUAGUGUCAUUAAGUUAAAUAGCCACCUAACUACACAGUUCAUCAUCCUCAAGUUAGCCAUAGUGUCGUAUACGGUUCAGGUAUCAUUUUCUUAACGCAAAGUUGCCUCAUAUCACUUAGGUUACAGUAAUUUCUGAUUCGGUGUUUCAGGUGGAUAGGUAAAUCACUAAUUCUAAAGGGAGAGGCUUCAAGUACAGUUUCCUUAGGUGCUUGUCCAUUUUCAUGGUUUGAGAGGCUUUCCAGAGUUGUGCAAGAGAAUAAUCUUUUGUUCUUUGUAUUUUGGAUCGGUGUGCUGCCUGCAGCCCCAAGAUGCAUCCAGCUGCAGCUGCCUGAAAUGGAAAACAGAUCAGACAUCAGAGGAGGUUUUUUAAGGCUCCUUGUAAUUGUCUGGAUCCCACAGCCCAGUCACUUUGCUGUGCAGUCCCCUUACAGCAACUCACAUGGCUGUAAUCCUAGUGUUUUAGAGGGGAAAAAAGUAAAAGCAAGGCAAGUCGGUAGAAAAUGUGAGUUACAAAUUACUUUGAAUUGAUCUGUCAGGCAGCUGUUGAAUGGUUUAGAGUAUGCUAGCAGUUACAAGCCCAGGGUCUGCAGGAGAAAGACUACUGACAUCAGCAAAGUCUACUUGUGGUGGGCACGCUGAUUUGUUAUACUUGUGCAGAAUAAGAGUCUGAUUUGUGCUUGUAUGUUCAGGCAUCACUGACAAAAACCUGAGAGAGAGAACUCUCAUAAAUUACAGCUAAACAACCCUGAAGUCAUGAGUUUUGUCUCUGACUUGGACUUCCUUCACAAACAGCGUAGGUAGCUCUAAAUACCUCUCAUUAGCUAUCACUAGAGCUGAUCAAAAGGUCUCAAAAGGACUAUUUUUUUAAAUUCAGUUUUAAUUACUCCUUUCCCCCUUGUGACACUGGUAAGGAAGGGGGGUUUGUUUUCCCACCAUUAAAGCAUGCUUUUAGACUUGCCAUGCAAACAGUAAAACUGAGUUCAAGUCACAUUUUCUAGUCAUUUUACAGCAAAUUUCUGCAUAAAUGAGCUUUAAUGCUCCUUUUCCAUUGCUCCUUCCUCUUUUUCCUUGCAGACAUGGUUUUUACUCUUGCUAAAUGACGACUUUAAAGUGUAUUGAUUCAGCAAGUAAAGAGUUAAUGUGCCCCGGUUUUCUGGCUAGUGAAUGACUGACGUCCCCUGGUGCCUUAUUUAUUAGCAGAGCUGGGAACAGUGAAGCAUUGCAGUAACCGAGUUUUCCGUUUGUCCUUGUGUUUAAUUACACGGGAAAAGGAGGAGUAAAGGCGAAGGAGAAGACGCUCUUUUUCAGUGCACAUUCAUGCCUGGAUCCCAUGUUUCUUCACUGCUCUUGUACCCCUUCAUUUUCUGGCAGUUUUCCUCACAACAGCAUGGCUCUGCAGUAGCUCUCAAAUGAGAGGUAAAAGACCACGUCCCAAGCUCCACAGCACACAGGAAGUGUUUCAUGUUUUCCAGAUGAGCUUUUAUAAUCUUUGUUGCUUGCUCGGUUGGACAGUGGUGGUGGUGGUUGCUCUCUGGAUGCCCCUUUGCAUUUCUCCUUUCCGUUGCCCCCCUACUUUUAGAAAGGGUAUUUUGCAUUACUUCAACCCUGGCUCACAUUUCCUUGGUUUCAGUUAGGUGCUCUGUAGUUCAUUGCUUCUGUUUAUGCAAGAAUCCACAUCGAAGACUUCAUAAUUCCCUGUUUAAAAGAUCAUACAGAGAUCAAAAGUAAAACUUGAAAAGCCAAAUCUCUCUGGACAAUAGCUUACCCAAAAUAUCAGCAAGAGCUGUAAGAGUGAGCAUUCAGCAAUUCUGAAUGUUAUUUUUCGAUUAAUGCAGGUGUGGUUACAACUCAUGUAACCGGACACCAUCUAGUGGGCAGAAGGUCAAAAAUAAUCUGAUUACAGUCACGCAUUGAUCCAUUCCCUGCGGUUUUUUCAAAUGCUUAUGGUAGGCAAUAUAUUGAAUCGUCUUGCUGAAGAUCUUUCUGUGAUCACAGACCAAAGAUUUCUUUGCUGUAGUUAUUCACAAACUCAGGAAAUUAGAAGUCAGCUUCUUGUUGAAUUAUCUAUUAAUAGUUUGCAACGAUCACCUGUGUAUUUAUCACUUGAAAUGAUUUUCCAACGAGUAUGAUCAAUCGCUAUCUUGUUUAGGAGUAGUCUGAUGUGUAGAAUGCAGUAAUGUACUUGAAACCAGUUGGUUCCUGGGUGUGCAUGGGGGAUUUUUGUUUGGAUUGUGGGUCUGGGGUUUUUUUUGUCUGCUCUGAUUUGAAAGUGUGAACUAUUUGCUUAUGAACAACUUUGCAAGGGAAGUACUGCGUAGGAGUUGCAACAUGUGCUUUGCCCAACAUUUGCUUAUAAGUUCACACAUUCAGCUGUCCUGAGGUUACUGGAGAGUGCAAUGUCUGAAAAAUGCAAAAGACAAUUCAGUGUUUGGUUUGGAUGUUUAUACAAACAAACAUUUGUUAAGGUACUACCUUUGUUUUUUUUUUAACUUCUACUUGCUUGUAUGCUGCAAACAGGAUGUUGAGUAACUCAUUUUGUGUUGGCCAGCACAGCACGAUGGAUGAGUUGUGAUGGUUCUCAGCUGAGAGUAUGGAUUCCUUGUGUUACUCUCUUCUUAGCAGAAUAAAGCCAAAUGUAAAAAUAAAGAACAAAUUUCAACCUUAA